GAAUGAGAACGGAUGUCGCGAAAAAGGCGUUCGCUUGAUAACCGCAUACAUGGCAGUUGAUUGUGGAAGCAUCGAAGCUAGUAACGUGUUGUAGUGUAAAGGUAUUGUUACGUGUAAGGUGUUAUUGUGACGACACAGUUAAAAAGAUAGUGAAGCAGAAAACGUGAAUGUGACGUCACAAAGAAGUCGAUUAUGUUAGAAUUAGACAACUCUUCGUUGCCAGGCAACAAAACGGAAGUUUAUAAACUGCCACAAGUCGAAAUCGUGUUUCUGUUGAUUGUCAUCGUGAUCGGGUCGAUCGGAAAUCUGUUGAUUAUCGGCUCCAUAAGAUGCGAACGCCGUCUCAAGAACUCAGGAGUUGGUUUUAUUACAAACCUAGCGCUGGCUGAUCUGGCAAUCACAGCAUGGUAUAUGCCGGUUGUGCUUGCCAAUGUUCUGUCGGGAUACAGGAACGUAUUUGAGGGUUCGUGGUUAUGCGAGUUCACGGGAUUCUUGUCUUGUUUAUGUUGCGAGGCAUCCUUGUGCACGUUGAUGUUUAUAUCAAUGGACAGAUAUUGGAAACUUAUUCGUCCUGGUUCAUAUGAGACUUGGUUCAGCAAAAGAAAGACACUGGGGUGGAUUGCAUUUAUCUGGAUUGCGAGUUUCUUGAUCGCAUUACCAUUGAUUGUGGGCUGGCAAGGGAGUCCCCCUUUGCUUACGUUUAACGAAAAGAUGAUGUCUUGCAUGUGGAAUGACGAAGUAGCAUACGGGUACAACAUAUUCCUUGUAUCGACCGCCAUCUUUGUUCCCUUAUGCGCCACCGGGUUCUUCUACUUCAAUAUUUUCGCGCACGUGAGACGGACAAGGAAAAAAAACGCGACCCGGGAAAUAGCGUCACCUAACGGAAGCUCGAUACGGGCAAUCCAGCAAUCAACCGUAUCUGAAUCUGAAGAAGGUCAAAGUUCAUCGUCAGUCGUGCAGAACGUUCGUCCGCACCAUUCGCGACAUAGUUCUAUAAAUAGUCACAAAAACGCUCGAUCAAAGCGGGUUGGGGAACGAGAACGAGCGCUGAUGUUGACCUUAAUGGUCGUUGUUGUAUUCUUCGUAUUAUUCUGGUGUCCCAUAUGGCGUUAUGACGUUGGUGUGGCAUCAAAAUGUGAGUGCGUUGGCGAAACGGGCUUGUGGUUGGCUUGCUCUAAGUAACAGUGCCAUUAAUAGCUUCAUAUACGGGAUCAUGAAUCGAAACUUUCGUCGAGGUUACGUCACUCUCAUAAAACGUAUGCGUGACGUCAUAUGUUGCGGACGAAACGUGACUGGGGCAAUGUCGAAAACGAAGCCCUGGUUAUGCGUAACGCAGCAGAAGGAUACGUCAGAGGAUGACGUCAAACAACACAGCGUUAAAUUUGGAUAAACUGUUAGGAUUAUUUUUAUUACUGUAUUUUUUUUACUUUUUACCGCCGUACAGGGUACUCUUGUUUUUUAUUUAUAUUGCAUAAAUGUUGCCAAUGUUGUUGCUGAAAUAAAGUAUUGUUUUUAUUAAA
Messenger RNA from Ciona intestinalis (vase tunicate), 1520 nucleotides. Its product is annotated as melatonin receptor type 1B-B-like. Gene Ontology annotation, biological process: G protein-coupled receptor signaling pathway. The record is from RefSeq and is a predicted model, not a curated record. Gene Ontology annotation, cellular component: plasma membrane. Gene Ontology annotation, molecular function: G protein-coupled receptor activity. NCBI's taxonomy places the organism in Eukaryota, Metazoa, Chordata, Ascidiacea, Phlebobranchia, Cionidae.